Messenger RNA from Salvelinus fontinalis (brook trout), 3743 nucleotides. Its product is annotated as T-cell surface glycoprotein CD3 zeta chain-like. The record is from RefSeq and is a predicted model, not a curated record. The transcript has 7 exons. Lineage: Eukaryota; Metazoa; Chordata; Actinopteri; Salmoniformes; Salmonidae. Bases 2864 to 3319 code for a protein of 151 amino acids.
UCAUAUUUCUUACAAUUCUGUGUUGUGGACGCACUCCUUUGUUAUGCUAAUUCGCCUUUUUACCAUGAGCUAGCAACUGUAAACUUGCUAAUAACCCUGUUGUUUCUGUCAUCUCAUUUCAGACAUUUAGCAUUUCAGUGUCUAGUCUUAUGCCCUGUGGUUAUAUGGAUGUAUACUGUAUAUAUUAUGUAGGUAUUUUGUUAGCAAUGAGCCUUGUGGAUGCAUUAUACAUUCAAGUUCAUGCAGUUGUGUGAGGAUGAUGGUGCUGCUCAGUAGUACUGUGUACUGUAGUUGCACACCUCUGAUCAUUCAUUAGUGAAGUCACAGCCAUGUUGUUAGGUUGUAUUGGCAUGUGCAGCAGAUAAGCUAUAAAUAAUAAUGCUACAAUAUGUUAUGUAAUUGGAGGUUGUAUUAAGCCUAUACCUGCCAUUUACUAUUGUAUUUAAUUUCCCCCUUUUCAGAACCGUAAGCAUUCUUGGUUAACACAAUUGUAAAGCAAUACGCUGUGCUGUGCCGUUACUGUUCUAUGUGAAUCAGCGUCAUUAAACAACCUCAACUGUAAUCCUACCGGUCUGUCAUCUGUGCCCUUACAAGCACCUGGAAGAGAACGCAGUGCUAAGUAAAACCUAACCCUAAAGAAUAUCCAGUCCACCAAGUCCUCAACUACAACUUCCGAAGAUGUAAAAUAGGGUCUAAGCUACAACAUAAACUCAGCAAAAAAAGAAUGUCCUCUCACUGUCAAUUGUGUUUAUUUUCAGCAAACUUAACAUGUGUAAAUAUUUGUAUUAACAUAACAAGAUUUAACAACUUAGACUUAAACUGAACAAGUUCCACAGACAUGUGACUAACAGAAAUUGAAUAAUGUGUCCCUGAACAAAGGGGGGGUCAAAAUCAAAAGUAACAGUCAGUAUCUGGUGUGGCCACCAACUGCAUUAAGUACUGCAGUGCAUCUCAUGGACUGCACCAGAUUUGCAAGUUCUUGCUGUGAGAUGUUACCCCACUCUUCCACCAAGGCACAUGCAAGUUCCCAAACAUUUCUGGGGGAGUGGCCCUAUCUCUUACCCUUCGAUCCAACAGGUCCCAGACAUGCCCAAUGGGAUUGAGAUCCAGGCUCUUCGCUGGCUAUGGCAGAACACUGACAUUCCUGUCUUGCAGGAACUCACGCACAGAACGAGCAGUAUUGCUGGUGGCAUUGUCAUGCUGGAGGGUCAUGUCAGGAUGAGCCUGCAGGAAGGGUACCACAUGAGGGAGGAAGAUGUCUUCCCUGUAACUCACAGUGUUGAGAUUGCCUGCAAUGACAACAAGCCCAGUCUGAUGAUGCUGUGACACACUGCCCCAGACGAUGACAGACCCUUCACCUCCAAAUCGAUCCCGCUCCAGAGUACAGGCCUCAGUGUAAGUCUCAUUCCUUCGACGAUAAACGCGAAUCUGACCAUCACCUCUGGUGAGACAAAACCGCAACUCGUCAGUGAAGAGCGCUUUUUGCCAGUCCUGUCUGGUCCAGCGAUGGUGGGUUUGUGCCCAUAGGCGACAUUGUUGCCGGUGAUGUCUGUUGAGGACCUUCCUUACAACAGGCCUACAAGCCCUCAGUCCAGCCUCUCAGCCUAUUGCGGACAGUCUGAGCACUGAUGGAGGGAUUGUGCUUUCCUGGUGUAACUCGGGCAGUUGUUGUUGCCAUCCUGUACCUGUCCCGCAGGUGUGAUGUUCGGAUUUACCGAUCCUGUGCAAGUGUUGUUACACGUGGUCUGCCACUGCGAGGACGAUCAGUUGUCCGUCCUGUCUCCCGGUAUCACUGUCUUAGGCAUCUCACAGUACGGACAUUGCAAUUUAUUGCCCUGGCCACAUCUGCAGUCCUCAUGCCUCUUUAGUGUCCUAAGUUUUCAUAACUGACCUUAAUUGCCUACCGUCUGUAAGCUGUUAGUAUCUUAACGACCAUUCCACAGGUGCAUGUUCAUUAAUUGUUUAUGGUUCAUUGAACAAGCAUGGGGAUCUGUGUUUAAACCCUUUACAGUGAAGAUCUGUGAAGUUAUUUGGAUUUUUACGAAUUAUCUUUGAAAGACAGGGUCUUGAAAAAGGGCCGUUUCUUUUUUUGCUGAGUUUAUAUAAGCACAACAAAACAAAAAAUCAAGACUCCCCUGUUGAUAUCAAUGGUACACCAUUAGAGAUCAAGUUAUUCUGUACUUUAGCUUUGAAAUGUUUUGAUAAUUUGAUAUCCUUGCUCGCUGUGUACAAUACUGGAGCUGGCACCUUGCCAUGGUGGGGUAGAUUGCACGUUUUUGUGAUGUGUCCCUGUGGGCUGUAACAACAGCAACCAAAUUUAGGCUCUUGCAGGUUUAACAAUCCAGUUGUGCCAAGAAUCACAGUAAUGCUUACCCUCUUGUUUAUUAUUGCUUCAUUCGACAGCUGGAGGAAGCACACAGUACCUUUUAGAAAAUUAAGUUGAUUUUACAUUCAUAGGCUGUCUGUUGAUAAAGCAUGAAAUCUGUUACAAAUGGAGAUACUGAGGAGCUGAACUUACACUACGGAAAAACAAAUGCUAAGAGAAAGCGAUAAGGGCAUAAAAUAGAGAAAGAGUGGUGGUUAGAGAGAGGAAGAGACAAUGAGAAAACUAAGACAAAAAAAGACAAGUAUAUAUGCUUAGGAAGGUAAAAAUAAGAAGCUUAGAUAGAUGGAGAGAAUGUAGGAAAGAGAGAGAGGGGGCAAAUACAUUGGUGUCAGUGCAGCCACUUCCUGUGAUCAGAGAGAGAGAGAGUGAAAGAAAAAAACGAAGAGAGCCCUCUAGAGCUAGCGCCCAUCAUUCAGCCCAGGACAGAAAGAGAGACAUCACCCGUGUCCUUGUAGAGAAAUAGAGAAAAGAGGAAGCAUGACCAUUCCAUGGAGGACAGGUGUCAUGCUGAUGUUCUUUUCUUCUGCAGAGGCUUCAUUGAAUGAACCGGUCAUCUGCUACAUACUGGACGGAGUCCUGAUUCUCUACUCCAUCAUCACCACCGUUCUAUUCUUCAAAGUGAAGUGGGGCCAGUCUGUAACUGAACCUGUGGAGGACUCCACAUAUGCAGAACUCCUGACGGGUACUAUUGCUGACGACUAUGAGGAUCUAAGGACUGACCAGACUGCAGCUACUAGACGGAAGCGCAGACAGGAAGCUAGUAGCGACACAUACCAGGCUCUCCAGAUACAAAAUGAUGGGCGUGAGGUCUACCAGGUGAUCGAGUCCAAGGGGAGGACUCGCAAGAAGGACAAGAAAGCCAAGGUCCCCCAGCCUCUCAGUGCAAACACCCAGACUCAGACCCGGCCCUCCGCCACCUCCAAACUCAUCUGACCCAGUCAGCCCUCGGCACGGAGGCAGCUGUUUACUCCACUGGCAGGUCUCCCCUGCACUGAUCCCACAGUCAGCUUAUAUCUCUGAAGAUAACAGUAUAGAAGGUUAUCUGCUUUCUGGCUAUAGCAGUGUUCUACUCCUGAGCUCAACUCCCUGCCCUGUUAUUGCAUGUUACAAAUCAGGAGAAAAGUGUGCAUGUCUUAUCUAUGUUUAUUGACCGCUUUCUGUGCCCUUUAUGGCUGUAUGUGGUAAUGUUGACAUUUUGACCAUAAUAAAAAACAGUACACGUUCCAAUGUUAAAACACUUGGAAAAUGGUUUAAUGAUGUUUACAACUAAAGAGAACUGUACAGUUACAGUAAAAUAUUGUUUAUAUAUAUAGAUAUAUAAACAAAUAAAAUACAGCAGACAAAUGCAUCAAAUCUA